GUGGCCCUGUGUGCUGGGUCCCUCAGCCUCUGCCUGCCCGCUGUCUGCGGUGAGGCCUUGGGCACUUCUUAGAGGGAGGUUUUCUGUGGGCGUAUGGUCUCCCUUCGAGCCUGCCGUGUGCCCAGCUCUGAACUGGACUAAACCCCAGGGUGCUGGUUGGCAAAGCCCAAGUAGCCAUUGCUGCCCGUGGGGAGCAUAUAGUCCAGAGAAGCAGGCCUGGCACAGACUCCGGAAACCACUGGCACGCAGCGGAGGCUGGAGUUCCCCCGGGUUCCCAAGUGCGUAGAGACUGUGGGAGCUGUGUGAGGGCUUCUCUGACUGCGGUGCUUGCAGCUGUGGCGCCCCUGCCUGGGCACUGCCCCUUGGGUCCCCCUCACCUCCUGACCCCUCUCUCAUGUUAGUUCUCAGCUGCAUGGCCCUCUAGGAAGGCUUUCUGAGCCCUGCAGGCCCACUCCCCUCACCCUCAUGGUGCCGCACGCCUCCUCUCCCUGCCCUGCACGGUGUUGCCCUUGCCUUGUCCUUGUCCACCCUGUCUCUCCUGCCAGCCUGUAGGCUGCAGGAGGGCACCUCCUCUCCGGCACCUGCCACACACCUCAGAUGUGCUGAGUAAGCACCUGGAAGGUGGGGGGCCUGCAUCAGGCCCACCUCUGCCUUCAGCUGGGUGGCCUCAGCAUGUCACUCUUUGCAGCUGUGAGAUGAGUACGUCCUGUCAACAAGGACAGCUAAUGUCCCUUUGGGACCUGGCAUUCGUGAUGGUAGCAAAGUUUUGGAGCAUUGACCGUGAAUAUGUAAAGCCCUGGCUCUUGCCCAGUAAUGAUAACAGCUAAUGUUUACUGUGUUCCCAUUCCCCCAGCUGCCGGGUGAGGUGGGCGCUGUUAUUAGCCUCCUUCCAGAUGAGGAUGGUGGCGAGUCCACAGCCCAUGGUGGAAGGUGGUGGAGCCUGAUUCUGGGGGCAACAGUCUGGCCCCAGCACCCGGACCUGGCGCUGCCGCCUGGUGCUGCCAGCGCUGUGUCAGUGGCCAGCUCAUCCCCGCGGCCACUUUCCACAGCUGCAGCGGGAGCACCCGAGGCCACCGCGCCACCCCCCCUCCAGCCCCCGCAGUGCAUGCUGCCACAGGACAGGGCCCAGAGCCCUGAAACUGGGGUGGGCCAGGAGGUUUGUCCUCUUUUUCUCUCUUCCUUGCUCUUUCUCUGGGCCAUUUUCUCUCGUUCUUUUUUUCCCCUUGGUUUCUCUCUUCAGCUGUUUCUCUAUUCCUCUCUGAAUGUGUAUUUAGUGCCAGAAGCUCUCUGCGGGGCUGAGAUGCCAGUGAGCUACGAGACUCAGCCGCUCAGAUAUGGCUUCCUAAUACUGCGCAGAUUCUUGGGUGCUGUGGGGGGUGAUGAUCUCAUCACACGGGCUGGUAGGACAGAUGCCAAGAUGGAGCCAGGCGCAGUGGUGUGCCUGUAGUCCCAGCUACUGGGGGCAGAGGUAAGAGGAUCAUUUGAGCUCAGGAAUUGGACACCAGCCUGGGCAGCAUAGUGAGACCCCAUCUCUGAAAAAGAAAACAAUAUGGGUGACAGGUGUUGCAGGCAGGCAGAGCGGUCGGGGGACGACAUGAGGGAUGGGUGUGAGGCCAAGCAGGACUUCCACAGCCAGGCCUUGAAGGACAUUGCUGGGCUCUAGAAGGCACUGGGUUUCUCUACUCCAGAAUCCACAGCAGAAAAGAGGCCCUGUCCCCUGCAGUGAGCCUUCGUGGGUCUCAGGGAAUUGUCCUCCAGCCCUUGCAAACUUCCCCUCCCUGUCCUCAGCCAGGGCUCCGGCCGUAGGUUUCCUUCUGCACCUGUGUGUGUGUGAUAUCCUGGCAGGCACGUGUGCUGGGCCUAUCCCUGCUUUGUCUUCAGAUAAGUGAGCUGCACCUGGUGCAGAGAGCAUGGCGCAGAAUGGAAGGGGCCCUGCCCCCGCUGCAGCCUGCAGGCCGGCACCUGCACCUCUCCACCUGGCCUUGGCCCCAUCCCCAGUGAGGCUGGGAUACCAGGACUCCUCCCCUCUCCCCUUUCUGGCAACUCCUUCCUAUCCCCACCCUGGGCUGGGGAAGAGCUGUGAUGUCUGGAGUUUAUCUGUUGGUGCUUUGCCUCUUAGUUUUUCCAACCCUCCUACCUUGUUUCCUUCUUGGUAUCUUGUGUCAUAUAUGGGUUCUUUGUAGGUCCCAUGGAGCCAGGGACCAGGCAGAUUGCAGGCCUGAUUAUCCUAGCAAAGGUACUUUUGGAUUUUGGAGAAAGGAAAACAGAAGACAAGAAAGAAAGACAGGCGGAGCUCUGGGCAAGUCUGUUUGCCGAGACAGUCUGAGGAUGUUGGGUUUCAACAGCAAUACAACAGCCUGGGCUGGCUAUCCUCAGGGUCCAGGAGGGAGAGGCAACCGGGGCCCUGUUGUCACUAAAGCAGGCCCAGCCUUGCCUGCCAAGCGGGGCCCUGGGGGAGGGUCCGCUGCUCCUAAGCUCCAGAGUGCAAGGCCUUUCAUUCAGCUGGGCCCUGUACCUUCAGCCCAGGGGCAAAGGGGGCCUCAGCGCAGGACAGGCAGUGGGGGAUCCACUAGUCCUGGGGGCUUGCAGCCUGUCAUGCCAAGGCCCGAGUGGGGCUGGUUCAGUCCGUGCCCCUUGUCAGAGGUGGCCAGCAGGACUGCAGCUGUCCUGGGGUUUGGGCCUCACUGUUUGGCUUGUUUACCUGCCAUUUACAGACAGAGGCCUGAGACAGCUGGUAGCAGGGAGGGACUGCCUGCUGCUGCGCCCAGCCCCCAGCAAGAGGGCCUUGGACACAGGGUGCUUUGGCAGCAGAAUGAGCUCGCUUGCUCUCUCUCUGUCUCUCUCAAUUUUGUGUGCCUGCGUGCCAGAGGACACAUUCUGUCUGCAUCCCAAGAAGGUGGCCUGGUGCAGCCUUGCUGGCCCCAGCACUGUUCUGUGCUGUCCCCUCUGGGUUCUGCUUUGGAGCCAGCCCCUCAGGGACCCCCUGCCUGUGGUUCAGGCUGGAGAGAGGGGACAGGCACCGCUAACCUGCAGUGUAUCCUAGCACGGCCAGGAGCCUUGUACCCAGCGCAGCAGGGUCUAGGCUGCCACUAUGCCCUGAACAAAGAUGGGAAACAGGCAGGAGGAAACGCUACCUGCUGCCGGACUUUGGGGGGCUUAGCAGGCGAGUGCCGCUGCGGUGGGGCUUAGUGUGGGUGGAACUUUUCCAGGGCAAGAUUCAGAGCCCCACAGUCUGACUGCUAAGCAGAGGGGCAAAGUGCAGGGCAGACCAUUCUCCCCAACUCCUCGCCCCACGUACACUACAGGCCAUUCUCCCUCACUCCCCCACCCUGUGCUCUGCCCCUGCCAGAGGUUCUGGUAGAUCCCAGCUGCCCCCCACCUCUGCAGUCGUGCAACCCUAGCUGAUUCCUAGGCAGGAGUGACACCUGCGUAACCCAAGCCAGCACCCUGAAUGCUGGGAAGGGAGGGGCUGCAAGCCAGGCCUGGGAAAUAGUGUUCCUGGUCCAGAGCUGCUGCAGGCCCCAGGAAAGGGACUUCUGAGCUGCAAGGUCAUUUGGAUGUCUUCCCCACCCCCAUCACACACAUCUAAGUGGGUGGAAGUGGCGUCCCCAGCUCCCUCCCCUCCCUUUCCCUCCAUCUUCCAUGCUGGGUGAGUGUUUUUUUUUUUUUUUUUUUUUUUUUUUAAUGCUGCAGCCUCUGGCCCAGAGGAGUUUGCUGCAGAGUCAAGCCUGCUGCACAGGCCAGAGGGGGUGGGGAGGAGGAAAGGAAGAUGCGAUCUGGUACCCAGCUCCCAUGCAGCCUGACCUGGGGUGCUUCUCCUGUUCAUCCAGCCUGUGAGCCUCUGAGAGUCACAGCUACCCUGGGUACCCCGACUGGGGUCUCCUGAAGCAGCAUGAACCAUAGAAGGAGAGUCACUGUGCCAUCUUCAUCCCAGAGACGACCCUGGCUGGCCCUCAUCAUGGCGUCGGGAGGGGCUCUGCAGACAGGUGGGCCCAUGUGAUUAAUGGGCUGUGUUCAGCUGUCUGGGUCCAGCUCCCUUUUCUGUCAGGAGUGCUGGAAUCAGAACCAAGGUCUCUGGCACCUCAGAGCCGGAGCCUCUAACCACUGAGCUCCAUAGCCUCCCAAUCUGGCCAGGCCCUCAGUAGUUGGCCUCCCUGCUGGGACGCACUCAGGGCCAGGCUCUCUGCUGCCCUGGUUUCCCCUCUGUGUAGAAGGCCUGUUGUUGUUGUUGUCGUUGUUGCUGUUGUU
Messenger RNA from Sapajus apella (tufted capuchin), 4248 nucleotides. Its product is annotated as spidroin-2-like. The record is from RefSeq and is a predicted model, not a curated record. The transcript is spliced from 2 exons. Bases 2083 to 3189 code for a protein of 368 amino acids. Lineage: Eukaryota; Metazoa; Chordata; Mammalia; Primates; Cebidae.